Dracunculus medinensis (Guinea worm) is the source of this 816-nucleotide messenger RNA. Lineage: Eukaryota; Metazoa; Nematoda; Chromadorea; Rhabditida; Dracunculidae. The record is from the annotation of a GenBank genome assembly.
AUGCCCUAUGCGAAUCAACCAAAUAUCACGAUAACAUCAUUGAACGAUGAGGUUGUGAAAUUUAUUCUCGAAGAUACGGAUUUAAGUGUUGCGAAUUCAUUGCGGCGCAUAUUUAUUGCUGAAGUGCCAACAAUUGCGAUUGAUUGGGUUCAGAUCGAUUGCAAUACAAGUGUUCUUCAUGAUGAAUUCAUAGCUCAUCGUCUUGGCUUAAUUCCAUUAAUCUCAGAUUCGGUGGUUGAUCGUUUGCAGUUUUCACGCGAUUGUUCAUGCUUAGAAUUUUGUCAAGAAUGCGCUAUCGAAAUGCGUUUACAUGUUCGUUGUGAUGAUGAAUCAACUCGUGCCGUAACAACAGCAGAUUUGAUAUCAUCUACUCCUGGAGUAUCACCAGCCUGUGGAAUUGCCUAUCGUGAAAUCAACUCAGGAGAGAUUAGUAAUGAGGAGGUUUUGAUUGUGAAAUUGAGGAAAGGCCAAGAAGUCGACAUGAAAUGUGUCGCUAAAAAGGAACAUGCGAAGUGGAAUCCUACUUGUGGUGUCGCUUUCGAAUAUGAUCCCGAAAAUGCACUUAGGCAUACAGUUUUAGCAAAACCUGAGGAAUGGCCCAAGAGUGAAAAUUCCCAACUGGAGGAGGAUGAAUAUGAAGCCCCAUAUGAUCCCAUGGCGAAACCUAAUAAAUUUUGGUUUAGCGUUGAAUCUACUGGAGCAUUGAAGGCCGAAAAUAUUGUUCUGAGUGGAGUUGCAGUAUUAAAAAAGAAACUUGCUGAUUUACAGAAUCAGUUGCAACGGGAAAUUCUUCAACAGCCAUCUGCAUUUCAUUGA